GCCUGUCAGCACGGGGGUCCUCCCCCUCUGCGUGGGAUGCAUCUGCGCAGCGCCUCACCGUUUACGUAACGCCUCGAGCUCAUUGUCGCACGCAUCGCCGAGGCCUGCCACCUCGCUCACGCAGCGGGCUUCGAGGCCUGGACGGCCGGAGGGAGGGAGCCAGCUCUGGCUCUCCAAUGAAGUGCCAGAGCACCCGUGCGUGUCCCCCGUCUCCAACCACAUCUACGAGCGGCGGCUCAUUGAGAAGUACAUCGCCGAGAACGGCACCGACCCCAUCAACAACCAGCCUCUGUCUGAGGAGCAGCUGGUGGACAUCAAAGUGGCUCACCCAAUCCGGCCCAAGCCUCCCUCAGCCACCAGCAUCCCAGCCAUUCUGAAGGCCCUCCAGGAUGAGUGGGGGCUGGUUUCAUCUGUCGGUGCAUCUGCAGCACCAGGAGCCGGGCUGGCAUGUGGACGCGGUCAUGCUGCACAGCUUCACUCUGCGCCAGCAGCUGCAGACGACCCGCCAGGAGCUGUCCCACGCGCUGUACCAGCACGAUGCCGCCUGCCGGGUCAUCGCCCGUCUCACCAAGGAAGUCACCGCUGCCCGAGAAGCUCUGGCUACGCUGAAACCGCAGGCUGGCCUCAUUGUGCCGCAGGCUGUGCCAAGCUCUCAGCCAAGCGUUGUGGGAGCCGGCGAGCCGAUGGAGCUGGGCGAGCUGGUGGGAAUGACGCCCGAGAUUAUCCAGAAGCUUCAAGACAAGGCCACCGUGCUGACCACGGAGCGUAAGAAGAGAGGCAAGACGGUGCCUGAGGAGCUGGUGAAGCCGGAGGAGCUCAGCAAGUACCGGCAGGUGUCUUCCCACGUGGGCCUGCACAGCGCCAGCAUCCCCGGGAUCCUCGCCCUGGACCUCUGCCCUGCCGACACCAACAAGAUCCUCACUGGCGGGGCGGACAAGAACGUCGUCGUCUUCGACAAGAGCUCCGAGCAAAUCCUGGCCACCCUCAAGGGCCACGCCAAGAAGGUCACCAGCGUGGUGUUCCACCCCUCCCAGGAGCUGGUGUUCUCUGCUUCCCCGGACGCCACCAUCAGGAUUUGGUCGGUCCCGAGCUCCUCCUGUGUGCAGGUGGUGCGGGCCCACGAGAGCUCUGUGACGGGCCUCAGCCUCCACGCCACUGGCGACUAUCUCCUGAGCUCCUCCGAUGACCAGUACUGGGCCUUCUCGGACAUCCAGACGGGGCGCGUGCUCACCAAGGUGACGGAUGAGACCUCUGGCUGCGCUCUCACCUGUGCGCAGUUCCACCCCGAUGGACUCAUCUUUGGGACAGGAACCAUGGACUCUCAGAUCAAGAUCUGGGACCUGAAGGAGCGCACCAACGUGGCCAACUUCCCCGGCCACUCGGGCCCCAUCACCAGCAUCGCCUUCUCCGAGAACGGCUACUACCUGGCCACGGCGGCCGACGACUCCUCCGUCAAGCUCUGGGACCUGCGUAAGCUGAAGAACUUCAAGACGCUGCAGCUGGAUAACAACUUUGAGGUGAAGUCCCUGAUCUUUGACCAGAGCGGGACCUACCUGGCCCUGGGGGGCACCGACGUCCAGAUCUACAUCUGCAAGCAGUGGACGGAGAUUCUCCACUUCACAGAGCACAGCGGUCUGACCACAGGGGUGGCUUUCGGGCAGCACGCCAAGUUCAUCGCGUCCACGGGCAUGGACAGGAGCCUCAAGUUCUACAGCCUGUAGGCCCUGUCCCUUCUGACGGUGGGGUAGAGUUAGGGUCGGGGAGGGGGGAGGCAGGGG
Molecule: messenger RNA, 1778 nt
Organism: Myotis myotis
Lineage: Eukaryota; Metazoa; Chordata; Mammalia; Chiroptera; Vespertilionidae
Gene: PRPF19
Product: pre-mRNA processing factor 19
Exons: 17
Coding region: 390-1721 (443 amino acids)
Biological process (GO): protein ubiquitination; DNA repair; mRNA splicing, via spliceosome
Cellular component (GO): Prp19 complex; cytoplasm; U2-type catalytic step 1 spliceosome
Molecular function (GO): ubiquitin protein ligase activity; protein binding
Source: RefSeq, a predicted model, not a curated record